Messenger RNA from Dermochelys coriacea (leatherback sea turtle), 5778 nucleotides. RefSeq names its product heparan sulfate-glucosamine 3-sulfotransferase 3B1 (gene HS3ST3B1). Bases 336 to 1496 code for a protein of 386 amino acids. The transcript is spliced from 2 exons. Gene Ontology annotation, molecular function: [heparan sulfate]-glucosamine 3-sulfotransferase activity. The record is from RefSeq and is a predicted model, not a curated record. Lineage: Eukaryota; Metazoa; Chordata; Testudines; Dermochelyidae.
UGCCCGCUGGAGGCCGGCGCUCGGGCAGUCCGCGGGAGGCUCUGCGAGGGGCCGGCUGCCUGCACGCUCCCGGGGAGCGGCCGCGAUGCUGGGCGCGCCGCGCGGAGCCCGCUGAGUGACUUGCCCUGGGGCCCUGGCCGUGCGCCCCGGGGAGCGCAGCAUGGCACCCCGAGCCUCCCCGCGCUAGCCUCUCUCGGGGAGCGCAGCCCGCCUAUGCGCUGCCCAGCGCGGCUCCUGAGCGGCUGGGCGGAGGGGCUCGACUGGCGGGGCCCGGGAGCCACCCCCGCGGCGGUGCCCGUGCGCUGAGCCAUGCUGCCCGGCGCGCAGGCGGGCAUAUGGGACAGCGCCUGAUCUGCUGCCCCGAUGCGCCCAGCGCCCCGCCGCCGCCGCCGCCGCCGCUCCUCCCGGUGAGACGCAAACUCCUGCUGCUCUGCAUCAUGCUCGUCCUCUGGCUCUACAUGUUCUACUCCUGCGCCGGCUCCUGCGCCUCCGUGCCCGGCCUCAAGGGGAGGCCCGCUGCCGGGGCUGGGGAGGCGGCCGCCACCGCUGGAGCGCGCGGAGAGGGGCUCCGGGUGCUGUCCAAGCUGCUGCGCCGGGCGCCUUCCGGGGGAGCCCAGGGGCUGGCGGGUCCCGCUGCGGCUUCCCCCUCGGAGCUGCGGGAGGAGCAGAGCGCGGCCCCCGACCCCACCAGCCCCAUCUCCAGCUUCUUCAACGGCUCCGGCACCAAGCGGCUGCCGCAGGCCAUCAUCAUCGGGGUGAAGAAGGGCGGCACGCGGGCGCUGCUGGAGUUCCUGCGGGUGCACCCCGACAUCCGGGCCGUGGGAGCCGAGCCCCACUUCUUCGACCGCAACUACGAGCGGGGCUUCGCCUGGUACAGAGACCUGAUGCCAAGAACCCUGGAUGGGCAGAUCACCAUGGAGAAAACCCCCAGCUACUUUGUCACCAAGGAAGCACCUGCUCGAAUCUCCGCCAUGUCGAAGGGCACCAAGCUCAUAGUCGUGGUGCGGGACCCUGUGACCCGAGCCAUCUCCGAUUACACGCAGACUCUCUCAAAGAAGCCCGAUAUCCCCACCUUUGAGAGCCUGACCUUCAAAAACAGGACUACAGGCCUGAUCGACACCUCGUGGAGCGCCAUCCAGAUCGGCAUCUACGCCAAGCACCUGGAGAACUGGCUCCUCUACUUCCCCAUUGGGCAGAUCCUCUUCGUCAGUGGGGAGAGGCUGAUCAGUGACCCCGCCGGGGAGCUGGGCAGGGUCCAGGACUUUCUGGGCCUUAAGAGGAUCAUCACAGACAAACACUUCUACUUUAACAAAACCAAGGGCUUCCCCUGCCUGAAGAAGGCUGAAGGGAGCAGCAAACCCCACUGCCUGGGGAAAACAAAAGGCAGGACCCACCCCAAUAUAGACCGAGAGGUGGUGCAGAGACUGCGGGAGUUCUACAGGCCUUUCAACAUGAAGUUCUACCAGAUGACUGGGCACGACUUCGGCUGGGACUGAGGCUGACAUGACAGUGUCUCCCUGUAAUUACCCCAUGGUGCAGCUUGCUUCUAUAAAGAUAUGUGUGUGUGUGUGUGUGUGUGUGUGUGUGUGUGUGUGUAUGUAAAAUGUACAGAAAUCUAUUUUAUAAUAAUUUAUUUUUAAUUUUUAAGUAAUUAAUUCACUAAGCUGCCUAACCACACUGUCUAGAAUAUUAGCCCAUAACUUUUUUUUUUAACAUUCCAUGGUGUUUAAUUCUAAUAUUGGUCUUUUUAUUUUGUUUGGUUUGUAAUUGACAGUGCUUCCAUUUACCUAGAGGAAAUUAGUAUUAAAAAGGAAAGGGAAGGGGGGGGGAAAGCACAAUUUUAUUUUCGUUACGGGUAUUAGGCCUUUAUAACCAUUUUACUUGUCAUCUUCCCACUCCCUAGUAUCUGUCUCCCUAUCUUUUUCAUGAGAUCUGUUGGCUCAUCAUCACGUUCCUUCCUGCCGUCUGAAUAACAGUAGGGGAGGGAGAGGCUGUACUGCUCUGUGGAACUCAGAUACUUAUGCCUAACACAGCAUCUAUUUCACAGGGGCGUUCUAAUGUGCAAAGUCCAUCAGUAUCCCCACUGCCUAGCUGUGCUGCUGCUGGGAGUCUUCUGCUUGCUUCUGUUUCCCCAAGUGUUGCUUGGUGCAUAAGGUGCUCCUUUGGAAAAGAGCACCAAUAGCAUGACAUUUUGCUGCAAGGGGGGAGCAGUCCUAUCAGUCUGUUCUUUUCUUCCUUCUUGGCUGCUUUUUUUUUUUUUUAAACAAAGAGCAUCUCCCCCCACUGGCCCAAACAGAGUUUCCUGGGUGCGGACUCUAUGCAUUUUUAAAAAAACUUUGUUCUUAUUAAAGAUGUGAAACGCUUUGUGAUGGGCGGAACUAUGACGAGGUAAAUGAAAUUCAGCUCCUACAUGUCUGCACUUACCUUGUAGGGAACCCAUUUUAAAACACACUAGAGUCAAGCAUGCAGGCAGAGCAUCUGCUUUGACACACCAAAGAAAUCAAAAGAACCACAGGAGCCAUUAGCACAAACCAGGGUAUGAGUCUAUCACUGAUUUAGUGUUCUCCGAGGAGUGGGUAGGGGACACAGUGAGUCCAUGCACAGCUGGGGAUCUGAGGCAGGUCACCAGUGCCGUGAUUGUGUGUGUGUGUGUGUGUGUGGGGAGAGGGGGGCUUCAGCCUUAUUCCCAUUGGAUGUUGUCUUGUCCACCCUACAUUUUAGUCUAAUACUUCAUCAACAGUCUCUGUCCAGAACAGGCCUCUAUCUGGAACUGGGAGGGGGUGUUACCAGGCAUGAUUCAGAUGAAUCCAUAGAGCUGCUUAGGGACACUUGCAUAGUACUUGCUUGCAACUACUGCCACUGGUCCCUCAUUUCACAUGCAGUACAUUCACCCCAUAUACUUGGAAAAUAAGACCCUGAAUCAAACAUCUGUUCUGUAUCGCACAGGGCCUUGAUAUUAGUCAAGACCGCUCUUUACUCAGAGGUGUAACCGUUGAUCACUUAAAUACAUAAGGAAGGGACAACCAGUUAAAAUAAGAACCCAACAUUUUGCCUGUAGUUUGAACCAAACGCUUUUUGAGGAGCUGGGCUAUUCAGAGGAGUGUUUCUGGUGUCAGGCCAGGAGUGGAACCAGAAAUGUUGACCCACCCCCAGAAUGGCUAUUCUUGCAGAAUUUACAGUUCUGGCAGAAGCUAGGGGUUAGUGAAUGAAUCUGAUUCUCACAAGAAUUCUGGCCAAAUUUUGCAGGCUUAGGUGGUGUGGAUAAUCUCCACAAACUUUGGGUGUCUAUCCUCACUGCCUGAGGUUCACCCAUUUCUAAUGGACCUCUUAGUGGCUAGGGUAACUGCAGAAAAUCCCAAUCCUAAUUCCCACUGAAUUUAAUUAAAGCAGGGCCAUACCAUCGUUCCAGGGCAACUACAGGGUACACGUGGCUGUUUUGGGCUUCAGUUUAACCUUGAGUGUAGAUUAAACAAGCUAUUAAUUGCAUCUUUCAUACAGUGUGCAGGAAUGUGUAUAAAUACUAUGUAGUGGGAGCAGCAAGGUAUUUGCUAAAUAAACCUUAUGAUGUUACUGUGUAAGUAAACAAGUACUUGCAUAAUAUAUGUGCAAUGUAAUAAAACGCUAGACAACUGCAUGUAUAAUGCUACAGCAACAGCAGAUGGUUAAAGGAGACAUGAUUUCAUUAUGUUGAUAUGUUUGUUUCAUAUGUGUCACCAAUAUAUCUUAGCACAAGGCUGAAGAUGCCAGUGGUCACCCCCGUAAGCAACCCCUCCAUUAUAAUACCAGAUUACUAAACAAUACCCAGCUGUGGUGGUGUUUGUCAUAUAGCAUUCCCCAGAUGUUGCUUUUACUUUAACAGCCUCCUUACUCUUGCUUGUCCUAUACAGCUGUCCAGUACAGCUGCUUAAUGAUGGACAUGCAGAUGCAAUAACUUUCCUUCCGAACCAUUCAGUUAACAGGCCCAUGUUGCUCUCUCUGGGUCCAGCUCUGAUCUCACUUACACUAAUGAUCCUGAGAGCAGAAGCCAGCCCUCUGUCUCUGUAACAGAGAUUUGCAGUAAAAUGCUGUCUCUUGAAAUGUGGAUGGAUCUGCUCCCAUUCUAAACCCAAGGAGUGCUUAGUUUAACUUAAUGACUAACCGGGAAUUUUAACUUGUUUACGAGAGCAGUGUAAUGUCAUGGCAAGUAAAGGUAGAUACAGAGACAAAAGGUUCCCUUGUCCCAGCUCUCCUAUUUAUCAAUGCCACAGGGAAAUGUGGGGAAGGGGACCACACCCAGGUUGGUGGGAGAGGAGAAAGACAGGUAUAUGAGAGCACCCUCAAAUCCCAGCAGGGUGAGGGCAGGGGAUGCUAAGCACUUUGCGGUAUCAAGCUCUAUAAUGACAGUCUAAUUUUGGUUGGUUUUGGAGAAUAGUGCAAUCUUUUAUUUGGCUUUUCCUCCGAGCCUUUCUGACUCCAAGGAAAGGUAAAAUCUUGCCCGUGAAACAGUAUUGUUUUGCCAUAGGCAGUUUCAUCAGCCGAACGACACAUUAGCCAAUACUGUGAAAAGCCACAAUAGAGAGUGUGGCAUACUCAUUACUGCAGUGCAGAGUGAGCCCUUGGUUGCAAAAUUGAGAUGAAAACUCAAGGGGCGUUUUGUGUGUGUGUGUGUGUGUGUUUUGGGUCCAGGCUUUUGGAGUGGACCCCCUUCUACUACCGAGUGAUAAAUAUACUAGCAUAUUCAAUUUACCAUAAGGGCCUGCUAGCUUGAGGUUCUUGAAUGAUUGCAGAAAAAAGCUUUAGAUCUUGUAAAGCAGCAUCCUAGGACACUAAUUAUUACAGAACUUGAAUCUCUGUGUCUUCCUACUGAAGAAUUUAUGCAGUGUGUUGAAUUAAGCCUUGUACUCUGGUGGCCCUGCAUGGCCAGGAUGGAAUAACUCUCCAGCUGUUCACUCAGCUUUCAUGAAACCAGGGUCACUUUCUGGUGAAGUGACAACAUUGUCCAACCAUGUGAUCCCAUUGCUUCCAGUACUUGGCAAACUUCAGGUACUUAUCGCUUUGUCAUUUCUUCAUUUCACCUCUGUUUCCUUAGGUUGUUUUUUUUUAAUAUAUAUAUACUGGAGGAUUUAGGUGCCCUGAUCUCUCUGUAUAUUGCUUUCUUUGUAACAAUUUUUGAUCUCCUGAUGCCUUUCUCAACUGUACAAAAUUCACCAGGCUGUUGGCUUAGUUGGUAUAAUCAAGCCUUGGUACUGAAUGGUUUCAUGAGGCAAUCAUGUUGGAUUAUAGAAAUAUGUGGUGUUUGAUACUCUGAAUACCUUAAGCAAAUUGCUAAUCCUGGCUGAACAGCCUUUGUAACAAAGUUUAUAUGAGACUAAUUAAUAUAAAAGGCCUUACCUAAGCAAUAUGGCAACCAAGACUGGAUUCCCUGUAGUAUGCAUCUGGGUUGCUAAUAAUGGACUUGAUGCUAUCAUCAUGUUUUGUUUUCUUCAAGAACGAUAAACCGUUAAACUCAGAGGUGUGGUUAGAUUUUCUUUUUUCACAUUGUAACAUUAAUUUAUGGCUGAGUUUCAUUCAGCCCUGUAUUCAGAAGUGCAGUACAGAUAUUAGCGAUGUGUUGUCUGUAACAUGGUACUAUAGAAUAGCCAAUUUGUUUUUAAAAAAAUUAAAAAAUUGUAAAUCAAGUAUUUUGUGGUAUGUACAACACAAAUUAAUUUUACACAGAGAAAGAUGUUUCUAGGAAAAUGAAAUUCUGAUAAUUCAUACUAUUUCUUUGUAUGAACAAAUAAAAUAUAUUUUACCAAA